UGAAUGAUACUGAUGUUUCGGAUCUUGCCACAUUUAUGGGUCAUGCUGAUAAAAUACAUAGAGAUCAUUAUAGGCAACCAAUAGCAAGCAGAGAUAUACUGAAAAUCUCCCGCUAUUUAGAAGCAGUAUCGGAAGGAAAUGCACAAAAUACGAAUAAUGAAUCGAUAUCGGACAGUGAUUCUGAAAUAGAAGAUAACAUAAUUGACGUUAACAACAAUAAUACUGGCGAAAUAAAUAUUUCAUUAUGUGAGACAUCAAAUCAUUCCAGAAAUUCUGACAAGCAAACGGAUGAACAAGGUGGAAAACGGAAACGUAGUACAUCUCCUUAUGGAAAAACAAAAAGAGUACCAUGGACAGAAAAUGAGAAAGAAGCAGUGCUUUCUGCGUUUGCACAACAUAUGGAAAAUCAUACAUUGCCGUCUCUAAAAGAGAUUCAAGAAGUAAAAAAAAAAUAUAUUUCUCUGGCUCGGCGUACAUCGCCGCAAAUCAAAACGUGGCUGCAUAAUAAACAAAAAACCUUGCAACAACAAUAGUUUUCAGUUUCACUGCCUCAUUUUAGGAGAACUUUGUAAAGGCGUUCAACUCAAGAUUAACGUUGAAUACACCUAGAUUAUCGGAUAUAUUGAAUAUAUUCAAUAGAAUCAGAGAACCUGAAUAUUGCUAUACCCAGCGAUGAGAAGUGGAUAGAAUGCUUAACGGAACAGAUUCAAUACAAGAUGGAAUUUAUAAAGUGAUAUGUUCCAGAAGA
Messenger RNA from Nylanderia fulva, 748 nucleotides. Lineage: Eukaryota; Metazoa; Arthropoda; Insecta; Hymenoptera; Formicidae. The record is from RefSeq and is a predicted model, not a curated record.